Molecule: messenger RNA, 1785 nt
Organism: Naumovozyma dairenensis CBS 421
Lineage: Eukaryota; Fungi; Ascomycota; Saccharomycetes; Saccharomycetales; Saccharomycetaceae
Gene: DIP5
Product: dicarboxylic amino acid permease
Exons: 1
Coding region: 1-1785 (594 amino acids)
Biological process (GO): amino acid transmembrane transport
Cellular component (GO): membrane
Molecular function (GO): amino acid transmembrane transporter activity
Source: RefSeq, a predicted model, not a curated record
AUGACAAUCAGACAGAUUCCUUCAAAUAGUACUUCUGAUCAGUACGAAGAAUACUUCGAACAACUCCCCAAGAAGGAAUUCAAACUCCCCAUCCAAGAAGAAGAACUAAUAAACGAUGACUUGGAAAGAAACAUAAGUUCUGCAAGUUCCCAAGAUGAAAAUGAUUCAUAUAACAUCGAUGGUAAAACUGAAGGUACUCGUCUAAAGAAAGCCCUAAAGGCCCGUCACGUCUCAAUGAUCGCCAUCGGUGGUUCUCUAGGGACAGGUCUGUUAAUCGGUACAGGUACAUCUCUAGCAUUGGCAGGUCCAGUAUCCACUUUAAUCGCUUACGCAUUCGUUGGACUUCUAGUCUUCUUCACUAUGGCUUGUUUAGGUGAAAUGGCUACAUAUAUCCCAUUAGAUGGGUUCACUAGUUAUGCAUCCCGUUAUUGUGAUCCUGCUUUAGGUUUCGCGGUCGGUUAUGCUUAUCUUUUCAAAUAUUUCAUCUUACCACCAAAUCAAUUGACCGCUGCUGCUUUAGUCAUUCAAUAUUGGGUCGAUAAGGAAAAAGUUAACCCAGGUGUUUGGGUUACUAUCUUUUUAGUCGUUAUUGUAUCUAUUAAUGUCUUUGGUGUUAGAUUCUUUGGUGAAUUCGAAUUUUGGUUAUCUUCAUUUAAAGUUCUUGUUAUGCUUGGUUUAAUGCUUCUAUUAUUCAUCUUAAUGUUAGGUGGUGGACCUGAUCAUGAUAGAUUAGGUUUCAGAUAUUGGAGACAUCCAGGUUCAUUUAAAGAAUAUUCUGAGACAAUCACUGGUGAUACUGGUAGAUUUGUUGCAUUCGUUUCUGUUUUCGUUUACGCCACUUACGCUUAUUUAGGUAUUGAAUUAACUGGUAUUGUUGCCGCUGAAGCUCAAAAUCCAAGGAAAAGUAUUCCAAAGGCAAUCAAAUUAACCAUGUACCGUAUUGUUAUCUUCUAUUUAAUUAGUAUUUUCCUAUUGGGUAUGUGUGUCGCUUAUGAUGAUCCAUUAUUGAUUAAGGCUAAAAAUUCAAGUACCUCUGCUGCUGCCUCUCCAUUUGUUGUUGCAAUCAUUAACUCUGGUAUUAAUGCACUACCCCAUAUUAUUAAUGCAUGUGUCUUAGUUUUCGUGUUCAGUGCAUGUAACUCUGACUUGUAUGUCUCAUCAAGAUCUCUUUACAGUUUGGCUAUUGAUAACAAAGCUCCCAAGAUCUUUGCGAAGACAAACAGAUGGGGUAUUCCAUACUAUGCUCUUUCUGUUUCAGUUCUAUUUUGUUUAUUAGCUUAUAUGUGUGUUUCUUCUGCAUCUGCUAAGAUCUUUAACUAUUUUGUUAACGUCGUUUCCAUCUUUGGUAUUUUAAGUUGGAUUUCAAUCUUAAUCACUUACAUUUGCUUCGAUAGAGCUGUUCGUGCUCAAGGUGUUGACAAAUCUACUUUCGCUUAUGUUGCACCAUUCCAACCAUACGGUGCUUGGUUUUCAUUAUUCUUUUGUUGCUUAAUUGCCUUGAUCAAGAAUUUUACAGUUUUCUUAAACCAUCAAUUCGAUUAUAAGAACUUCAUUACCGGUUACAUUGGUUUACCAGUUUUCUUCUUUUGUUAUUUUGGUUAUAAAUUCACAUACAAGACUAAGGUUAUUGAUCCAUUAAAGGUUGAUCUUUACACAUUCAAAGCAGCCAUUGAUCAAGAAGAAGAAGAUGGUAAGAUGGCUGAUGCAGAAAAGGCUGAAAGAAUUAAACAAAAUGGUAAGAACUUUGAAUGGUUCUACGAUAAAUUCUUGGGUAAUAUCUUCUAA